CAUGGAGAAAGGGAGUGGAGGUGCAGGGUGUGACUCUGACACACACUGUAUCAUAGCGUCCAGGUGAGCCAGUGUUUAUAAAGCAGCCGCUUGGCAGCAACACACAGUUUAAUACGGCAGAUUACAGAGCUGAUAGAACACGGACUGCCAGACUUUUUCAUAGGAGGAACACAACAUGAAAAUACUUUUACUCCUAGCAGCCAUAGCUGCAGUCUCCCAGGCCCAGACUGACUGCUCUCGGGGGGCAUGUUACCCACCCACCGGUGACCUGCUCCUGGGCAGGGCCCAGCAGCUCUACGCCUCCUCCACCUGUGGCCUCGCAGGCUCCGAGGUCUACUGCACCCCAUACGAACAGAGGAGGAUGAAGUGUUGUCCAUGUGACUCCAGGAACCCAAACGGUCAGCUGGCCCACACGGUCCAGGAUGUCCUGUCCACAUCUGGACCAGACAGAUGGUGGCAGUCUGUGAAAGAGGUGAAUCCCGUCACUCUCCAGUUGGACCUGGGCAACCUGUUCCAGCUGGACAACCUGGUGCUCAGCUUCAAGGGUCCGCGUCCCAGUUCCUUUCUCAUAGAGAGGACACAGGAUAAUGGCAGGACGUGGCAGCCCGCUCUCUACUUGGCUACAGACUGUCACAAGGCUUUCCCUGGCAUCCCCACAACUACACCUCUCACCCUGGACCAGACAUACUGCUACACACUGCCCCCUACUGGACCAAACCCAUACCAAGAUCACAAAAUCCAGUUCGAUCCUUUGCGUCAGUAUGUUUAUGUGCCUGCUUCCACAAACCAAAAAAUUGAAGAUGUGUCUGCGAUGACGGGGCUGAGGGUGAACCUGAUGGAGCUCGGCGAUGUGCCGCGUCUGCCAGGCAGAGCUCUCAGUAGGUUCUACGCCCUGAAGGAGAUGAGGGUGAUGGGCAGCUGUUUGUGCCACGGACAUGCCAACCGAUGCCUUCCAGAGGCCGACAACAACCUGCUGACCAACAGCAUACAGGUGAAUCCUCAGUGUGACUGCCAGCAUAACACAGCCGGUGUCAACUGUGAGCGUUGUGCUGAUCUCUACAACGACCUGCCCUGGAGACCCGCAGAGGAGGGCAACACUCAUACCUGCAAACGCUGUGAGUGUAACAACCACGCCCAGCGCUGUCAGUUUGACCAGGCGGUGUUUGAGGCCAGUGGGCGGAGGAGCGGAGGUGUGUGUGAGGGUUGCCUGCACCACACCACAGGGCCAAAGUGUGACCAGUGCGCCCCGGGCUACCAGCCAAACCCUCGUAGCCGAAUGGACCGCCCCGAUGCCUGCAUACGCUGUAUCUGCAGUGCUGAGGGGACAGUAAACGGGGGCCGGUGUGACGACAGCACCGGCACGUGUCAGUGUAAAGUGAAUGUGGAAGGCCCCCGCUGUGAGCGCUGUAAGAGAGGCUACUACGACCUGAGCGCCUCCAACCCUCUGGGCUGCUCCAAGUGUUCCUGUUCCCCAGACGGGUCCCUGUCAGAUGUCUGUGACGCGAUGAGCGGCCAGUGUCCCUGUCGGCCCCACUUCCACGGCCGGACCUGUGAAGUGUGUUCCAAAGGCUACUGGAAACCAGCGCUGACAUCAUUCUGCAAACCCUGCGGCUGUGACCCCACCAGGUCAUACAGUGAUACUUGUGACCAGGUGACAGGUCAGUGUCAGUGCAGACCAGGCUUUGGAGGCCCAACAUGUAGCGAGUGCCCAGACAACACAUACGGAGACCCUCUCACAGGCUGUCGAUCGUGUCGCUGUGAUGCUGAAGGAACCCUUCCAGGCGGUUGCGACAAGCAGACAGGAGCCUGUUUGUGUCGGCCCGGCGUCAGAGGAAACCGCUGUGACUCCUGCAGCCGAGGACACUGUGACUCCUUCCCUGGCUGCGAGACAUGUCCGUCCUGCUUCUUCACCCUGGACGCCCAGAGACAGAACCUCAGUGCAGGUCUGGAGAGACUCUCCCCCAGAUUCCCUUCCCGUCCUGGAGGGGCUGUUGAUCCUGGAAACUUCGGACCUCGCAUCCUCAUCCUGGAGAACAGCCUGAACCUUAUCCAGUACUCCAUCUCCCUUCCCCCCAGUAUUACCACACAGGUCGAUAAUGCUCUGCUCCAACUGGACAAGCUCAGGAACCGGGUGGACAGGGUUAACAGUGACCUUUCACCCCUGACAACAACAACUGGUCUGGACUCGGAGCUGGACAGACUGCAGGCUCUGCUGGACAGCCUCACUCUGGUGUACAAAGCCAAGAAAGAUGCAAAGGACAACUCCGGCAAUCCGAACAACACAGGAGCAUUUUCUGCCAUCAAGACCGCCUACGAUGAGUCUACAGAUGCAGCUAAGAAAGUAAAUGCCAGCGGAGACGUGGUGAAGGAGUCAGCUGAUGCCAGAGGAGAGACUUUGGAUCUUCAAAACCGAGUCCAGCCAGCCAACACCAGAGAUCUGGACAAACUGAACCAGAGCAUGGCCUCCCGACCCGACCUCACUCCUGUUGCCAAACAGGUAUGUGGCAGUGUUCGCUCAGAGCCCUGCACCCCUCUCCAGUGUGAGGGUGGAGAGUUGUGUCCCCCGGACGGAACCCCACCUUGUGCAAAGGGUAAGAAAUGCGUGGGCGCCCUGCCUCUGAGCAAGAGGGCAGACACUGAUGCUAAGGAUGUGAAAGAGCGACUAGACAAGCUGACCGGGAAGAUCACAGAGGCUGCAGAGAAGCUCCAGGAAACACAGGAUACAACCAAUCAGGUGAGACAGUCUGCAGAGAAGCUAUCCAGUAAGAUGAAGCAGGCCCAAGACGAGCUAGAAGACGACUUGAGAGAGACGCGUGACGUUGUGCAAGAGCUCAAAGAUUUCCUGUCAGACCCGUCCUCCAACCUGACCCACAUCCAGGAGGUGAGCGACUGGAUCCUGAAAGCCAAACUGCCUCUCAGCCUGGCCGCUCUGAAGAGGAAGCUGGAGGAGCUGAAGAAUUUGGCGGCCAAUCUCCCAGACAGCACGGCCGUGUUGAAUCAGGCCGAGCCACAGCUGGACAAAGCCAGGAAACUGCUGCAGGAAGCGCAGGACGCCAGGGAUACGGCCCUGGGGGUAAAGGCAGACGUGGACGGGUUGCUGGCAGGCUUCGUCUCGGUGGAGGGCUCCCUCUCUGAACUGGAGGACAAACUGCAGAACAGCAUGGAUCUCAUAGACAACGUGAACAACAGCCUGACUAAGGCCAAAGAGCAGCUGAUCCCAGCGGAGAAGGCUCUGGAUGACACAUCCGCACUCAUAAAGCCAAUGAACCCCCUACUGGACGAGCUCAAAGAGCUGCUGCAGAACGGACGCCAGCAGGCCCAGGAUGCUCAGGACAACGCAGUCAAAGCUGAGGAUGAAGCAGCUGCUGCCAAUAAGGACUUGUUGUCUCUGGAGAAGCAGCUGGAGCUUCUUAAAGAGAAGGCUGCAACCAGUGAAGGGGCGGGGCCGCUGGGGGAUCGACUGGUGAAGCUGCAGCAGGAUGCCGGAGCGCUGGCCAACACCACUGACAGCAUGAUGAAGGCUCUGGAAGGUAAAGCAGAUUCCCUCAACGGGCUGCAGGACGAGAUCUUAGCGAAGUCAAAACAGCUUGAAGGACUCGAUGCUAAGCUUAAAGACAUUUUGGGAAAACUUCAAAACAAAGCCCAGGACCUCAGCACCUGCCAGGGCUGAAAGCCCCCACGCCAGCAGCCUUCCACACCAUUCACACCUUCUACUCACUGUCACUUUACUAAAGGGGAAGUACUCCCUAACUCUGGAGUAGGGCUGAACUGGGAUUUUUCUGCCAGAUAUUGAGAUUACGAUUCAUUUUGCGAAUUAUUAAUUUUUUUAAAGUAUAGCUAAUGUUCAAUAUUAACAGAUAAAACAUGCUAUAAAGCAUUAUAACGUGAAACACCAUCAAAACUGCUCUAUAUUCUUAAGGAUGAGAACAUGGAUAUAAACUGCCAGCAAUAAGUGUUUUUCUUCUAAUAAGCAUGGAACAUUGAACAGUCAAACACAGAACAGUUAUCACAAAAGCUAAAGUUAUAAUAAUAAUGAUGAAACAAUUCCAAUAAAAAAAAUUUUACUUUUCUGUAAACCCAAAUUUCUGAUAUGCUUCAGUUGUAUUACAGCAUUUAAAUGUUAAAUGUUACACCAAACAUUCAACUAAAUAUUCUCAUUGGAUUCAUGGCGGUCUUCAUGAUUAGCAAAUGGCAUUCUUUCAAAUCGCGAUUUCGAUUUGAAAACAAUUAUCAGCCCUACUCUGGAGCGCUGCUGUAACUCUUCUCUAUAACAUUGCACCUCUCUUCUGGCAGUUGUCAAAUAAUUGUGGGAAAUGUAGGAAGUCAUUAUCUAGGGUUAAAUGAGGUAGAAGAGGGACGUCAAUGACUACUCUUAGUAACACUAACCAAUCAUUAAUAAAUGGUAAAUUGACAGUUAAUUAAACUUAAUAGUUAUUUUACUUUUAACAAUGAAAUGAUGCUUUGUAAUGUUUACUUAUGUUAGUAAUGUUUUAAAUGUUAUUUCAUCAUUAGUUUAGUUUAAUAUAAAAUAAUCUGUUCAUAAAUUUAGGCUAUGAUAAAUAACUUAGUCAAUGGUUAAUGAUUGUUUUGUAAACCAUCUAUAAACAUUUGUAUUUGUACUAUUAUAAAGUUACAACUAAUGCUUAUAAUAAUUAUUUAAUGAUUAAUAAGUGGUUUAUAAAGCAUCAAGUAACAAUAAUUUGGCCCCAUGAAAUCUCUGUUGGUGAUCUAUAAAAGAGAUGAAUUUUUAAUUAUUUGUGCACUAAAAAUAUCUAUCUAAAAAUGGGUAUAGAUGCUUUACAGAGUAUUUAUUAACUAUUAACUUGCAACUUUAUAAUAACCAUCCAAAUGAUGUUUGACAGUUUACAAACAAUUUCUUAAAGGUUUACAGAUCAUUUGGUGAUCUUUAACAAAUUAUAACAUAAAAUAUGAUAGUGUGCAACAAAACUGUUCAAAUAACAAAUUAUAGCAUUAUUAAUAAUUAGUAAACAUGAAUAACAGUAAAAUAACUAUGAACUAAAGUUUAACUAUCAAUUUUCCAUUAAUAAGUAUAUAUAUAUAUUGAAUAUUAAAGACUAGUGAAUAACAGUGUCAUUGUAGUGGGGGGUUACUUUAAUGGUUCCAUUUACAUCCACAUGUGCAAAUACCUUUUGAAAGUAUCAAUAUUAUCACAGUAUAUAAAUACAUUUCAAUAUUUGGGCAGAAACAUUUUGAUAUGAGUUCGUCAAUAUCAUGUUCAUCAUUUAGCAUUGAAUCUAGAAAAAAAAGCACAGAUUGUGACUUCUAGCAAGGAGCCACACAAAGCUUUAACACAAAGCUUUAUUUUUCAGCAGCAAUACCUUCCACUGUGAACAUACGACUGUGCUGCAGAACUUUAAAAAGGGUGAAUGUUACAUUAUUUAUUUUCUGUUUUGCAUCUUUUGUUUGUGCAGAAUCCACAAUAUUUAAAUAAAAAAGUGUUAA
Messenger RNA from Perca fluviatilis (European perch), 5463 nucleotides. RefSeq names its product laminin subunit beta-3-like. Lineage: Eukaryota; Metazoa; Chordata; Actinopteri; Perciformes; Percidae. The record is from RefSeq and is a predicted model, not a curated record. The transcript has 23 exons. Bases 176 to 3670 code for a protein of 1164 amino acids. Gene Ontology annotation, cellular component: basement membrane. Gene Ontology annotation, biological process: axon guidance.